AUGUCUGAAUCGAUUUUCGAUUGUUCAAUUUGUUGUGAAAAAUUUGAUGAAACUAUACAUAGCCCAAAAGUUUUACGUGAGUUCAAAAUUCAGAAUAAUUUAGAUAAAAACUACAUAAAUUUGCAGAAUGUGGUCAUACAUUUUGCAAUAGUUGUUUGUUGGCAGAUAAGAAAACAGAAUCUGUCAGGUGUUUUCAAUGUCGUGCAAUAUCAGAGUGGAAUAAGACAGUCAAAAACUUCAUCAUAUUGUCAAAUUUGCCGCAAGAACCUUCGACUAAUACAAACGCAAUUUCUUUGCAAAGGUCAAAUUUUCAGAAUAUGGAAGCACUUUCUGAAAUUGCAUCGAUUUUAUUUAAAUAUCGAAAAACAAUAUCGAAUAAUUUUUCCGUUUCUACAUACUUGAACUUUGAUUUUCACAAUCAGUAACUUGAAAUUGAAUUUUUCAAUAAACCAAUCAAAUUAUUUUUUGUCUCGCGUUCCACAUCUAGAGCUCAAAAACUUUUUCGUGGUAAAUCAAAAAAAAGUGUCCUUGUCAAUCUACUUUCGCAUUGAUUUGUUGAUUUUAGCGUCCCACAUAAAUUUUUUCAAGUCUCAAAAAUGCGUUUGGGUUGUAACUCACAUCUGGAUUUUUUCUUUGUCUCUUUUGUCAACUCAUAAAUUAUAUUUCACUAUUUCGCGCAUCUGUUUGACCGAAACCUUGUAACUUGAGUUAUUUAUUCCGUCGGACCCCCCCACAAAAUGGGCGUGGUCAGAUGAGUUUUUGAAAAAAAAAUCAUUCUGAUCCCUCUUCUUGUGAGCUCAAUGCCACCUGAAUCAAUUUUUGAAUGUUCAAUUUGUUACCAGAACUUCAACUAUGAUAAAAAUUGCCCAAAAGUCUUGCGUAAGUCAAUUCAAACAUUGUUUUUCUGAUUGAAAUUAAUCAAUUUACAGCAUGUGGUCAUACAUUCUGCAAUAGUUGUUUGUUAGCAGUCAAGAAAACCGAAAACAAUAUAGAGACCGUUCAAUGUUUCAAAUGUCGUCUCAAAUCAGAUUGGAGUAGACUAGUUUCAAACUUUAUCAUUUUGUCGAAUCUGGAUGAAGCUCCAUCGCACAAAACAUCAUCUAGUGUUCCACCACAUUUUCCGGGUCAUCCAAAUUUCACUCAACAACAUUCCUGGUCAUCAUGGAACAUUCCUCAAAUUAAUACACAACUUUUUCAUUGCAACAAUUGUUCAAUUACUGUUAUGAGACAUUCUCAAAGUAAUGAAUUGAACUGCACUACUAAUGUGAGUUAAUCAAUGUUUUGUGAUCAGACUUUGGAUGUUUUUUCUUACAGCACUUUGAAGUUACAAAGGAUGGUGUAAUCAUCAAGCGUACGCAUGAAAGUUCAUGGCCCCAUAAUUCACCGAAUCAACCGUCAUCUUCGCAAAAUUCUUCUGCCAAUCAGAGACACGAAAACAACAAAAAAUAA
Molecule: messenger RNA, 1449 nt
Organism: Caenorhabditis angaria
Lineage: Eukaryota; Metazoa; Nematoda; Chromadorea; Rhabditida; Rhabditidae
Source: the annotation of a GenBank genome assembly